This is a messenger RNA of Sitophilus oryzae (rice weevil), 1556 nucleotides long. RefSeq lists its product as uncharacterized. Bases 111 to 1379 code for a protein of 422 amino acids. NCBI's taxonomy places the organism in Eukaryota, Metazoa, Arthropoda, Insecta, Coleoptera, Curculionidae. The record is from RefSeq and is a predicted model, not a curated record. The transcript has 8 exons.
AAUUGCCUUGCCUGGUAUAAAAUCUGUUUAACAAAAUCUUUACUGCAUUUGAUAGUGUUUUAUUUCUCCAAUCGACUUACCAAACAAAUAAAUAAUUUCUAAUAAUCAAGAUGUCUUUAAAAAAUGUAAAUGAACUCAUUUCGCCAGCAUUUACCGAAAAAACCAUUCACGAAAUUUUAAACAAAGGCGAAUUACAAACCAUAAAAAAAUUAAAAAUUGAUGUAGACCAGAAUAAACCAUCAAAAAAAGGAGAUUCGUAUUUAAGCAACAUUUGCAAGUUUUCCAUAAUAGCCAGUGGUGAAAAUGAAAAGGGAGAAAACGCAGAUGUAUCUUUGCCUGUUAUUGUAAAAUGUUUCCCAAAAAAUAUUGCCAGACAAAAGACCUUUCGAUCGAAAGAUUUCUUUAAAACAGAAAUUUAUUUUUAUCAACAGGUAUGGCCAGCUAUGAAAGAAUUUAAGUUAUCAAAAAUUGCUAAUGAAAAGGAUGAAAUCCCAUUAUGUUUAAGUAGUUAUUGCGAUGGCCAAAACGACUUUUUGGUCUUAGAAGAUUUGACCUGUCGAGGAUUCAAAGCUGCUGGCCGAAAUGAAAAUUUUAGCUUUGUAUCAAUCUGUGUAUUUUUAACCACACUGGCUAAAUUUCACGCGCUAUCCCUUGCGCUAAAACAAAACAACCCUGAAUUUGUAAAAAUAGCAAAGAGCUUGGAGGCAAGCGGUUUUUCUGAAAAAUUUCGGUCUUGGUAUGAGAAUUAUUUGUACAAAUCUAUAGGCCCUCAGUAUAUGAAAGCGGUUAAAGCUUUAUUACCAGAAAAAUAUUACGAAAAGUUGCAAAAACUGUUUACCGGAGAUUUUUUUGGAGACGCAUGUAAAGCAUGUAAAGUUGAUAACAAGUACUGUGUAAUUACUCAGGGAGACACUUGGUUGCCAAAUUUUCUUUUAAACUCAUCUGAAGGCAAACUAACGUGCAUUUUAAUUGAUUUUCAGCUUGCUAGGUACUCGACAUUCACGAACGACUUACUUCAUUUUCUAUACUGCUGCGUACCGAGCGAUAUGUUAUUGACGGAAUGGGAUAACCUGAUUGGACAUUAUCACCAGGUGCUUAUGAGCCGUUUUGAGGAACUCGGAGGUUCUAAAGAUUUUAUUACUUUAGAUGAAAUGACUAAGUGUCUAGAAAAACACGCAUUAGUUGGAGUGGCAAGGGUUUUAGACUGUAGCGUGAUGGCCAUGCUCAACGACGAUGAGGUAGUCGACAUUGAUACGCUGAAGGGCGAAGAUGCGGUUCCUUUGGAAGAUGUUUGGAUUCUUCCCGAAUUUAAUAAAGACAGAAAUGAAAAGCUGGCUUUUAUUGUGAAACACUGUGUGGACAAAGGAUAUAUUCCAUAAAAAAUGCGAAAUUCUACCACAAUUUUUUCUAUAUAGGUAUACAAUAUAUAAAUAACAGUUUAUAUACCGUUUGUUGCAUCGCCGCACCGGUCUAGAAUAGGAAACCCUAUGUGAAUUUUAUAAACAAUAAAUAAAAGUUCCCCAUUUUAUUUUACAGAAAAAAUUAUCUGAAACUUA